ACUGUAUAUUUAUUUAAAAUAAUACAGAAACAACGAUUUUUGGAACGAAAACGAGCAAAUUUAGUAAAGUUGUGUGUCGUCCGUCCUUGAUCCACGCAACAGAUGGCCGUCACGUUUGCAACAAAAUUAUUUCCCCUCACCAUCCUUUCAGUUUAGUUUGCCUUUCGUCCUUGAAUGGAUGCGUUGGAAAUUCUCUCUUCGCCCAUCACUUGGGCGGUAACAGUCGGCACUCUGUACAUCUUUUACAGGUAUGUCACGUCUACCUUCAAUUACUUUUCUGAUCAAGGAAUUCCUGGCCCCAAACCAAUGCCCUUUUUUGGCAAUAUGUGGGGCAUCUGGAAAUCGAAUCUUCCAGAGUACGACAUGUCAUUGGUGAAAAAGCAUGGCAAAGUGUUCGGUUAUUAUGACGGACCGCAACCGAACCUGUGGAUAACAGACUUGGAAUUGAUCAAGGCCAUCUUUGUCAAAGAUUUUGAUCAUUUUGUUGACCGCAGAACAUUUAACUUCAAAACGAAAAUUGUCCGGAAAUGGUUGACAGUCGUAAAGGGCAAAGAGUGGAAGGAUAUCAGGUCGUCAGUUACUCCAGCGUUCACUACUGGGAAAAUCAAGCGCAUGUCGCUGCUGAUUAAAGAAUGCGUCGAAAUAUUGAGUAAUAGAAUUAGCGCCGUCGCCCAAAGUGAAGGAAAGAUGAACGCCAAACUGAUUUAUGGCGCUUUCACGAUGGACGUAAUUGCUAGGUGCGCUUUUGGCCUCAAAAUUGACAGUCUUGGUAACAAAGACGACCCGUUCAUAAAAAAUGCUCAGUUCAUUUUUAACCCUCCAACUAGUAAAACACCACUCAUCUUACUACCCUUCAUGUACCCCAAGUUAUUUUCCUUGGUUGGCGAAAGUAUGUUUGUCACCAAACAGUUGAAAUUCUUUUUCGAACUAUUGCAGAAUAUUCUCCGAGAACGAGCGCAAUCGAAACAGAAAUAUCACGACUUUAUUGAAAUGGCACAUGAGGCCAUUUCCGAAUUCACGAAGGUAGUCGAUGGCAAAACGGUGCCGAUGUGGUCACCCGAGGAGAUAAAAGAAAUUGUGAUAGGCCAGUCGACGCUGUUCUUGUUAGCCGGGUUCGAUCAGACGGCCACCACCUUGACCAACACCUGCUUCCAACUGGCCAGGAAUCCGGAUAUUCAGGAAAAGCUGCACGAAACCAUCUUGCAGAAACUGGAAGAUUAUGAAGAUGUAUGCCACGAAAUGGUCCAAGAUAUGCCCUAUCUCGAACAGAUUAUCCAAGAGGUUUUGCGCUUUUAUCCUGCAUCUCUACGAACGGAGCGGAUGUGUACGAAAGAUAUCUCUUACGAUCAUGGCGGUGGUCGUAUUCACAUCAAAAAAGGAGUUUUAGUUACCGUUCCAAUCUAUGCCGUUCACCACUCGGAGGAAUACUACCCUGACCCAGAAACGUUUGAUCCCGAAAGGUGGAAUCCCGAGAACAAAGUCAAGCGCAACCCGUACAGUUUCAUGGCGUUCGGAGCGGGUCCGCGCAACUGCAUUGGGAUGCGCUUCGCCAUGGAAGAGCUCAAAUUUGCUAUCACCACACUGGUCAAACAAUUUCGUUUCUUUCCAGUUGAAGAAACUCCGGAAAAACUCCGUUUUGAUGUCGGAUUCCAGCCAGCUUUACAGCCUAUGAACGCCAUAUUGGGCAUUGAACUCCGUCAACCCAAUUAAAGCAAAAAAAUUAAUAAAUAAUAAAAAA
Messenger RNA from Daphnia pulicaria, 1738 nucleotides. Its product is annotated as cytochrome P450 3A2-like. The record is from RefSeq and is a predicted model, not a curated record. NCBI's taxonomy places the organism in Eukaryota, Metazoa, Arthropoda, Branchiopoda, Diplostraca, Daphniidae. The transcript has 13 exons. Bases 175 to 1710 code for a protein of 511 amino acids. Gene Ontology annotation, molecular function: iron ion binding; monooxygenase activity; oxidoreductase activity, acting on paired donors, with incorporation or reduction of molecular oxygen.